Molecule: messenger RNA, 1078 nt
Organism: Cajanus cajan (pigeon pea)
Lineage: Eukaryota; Viridiplantae; Streptophyta; Magnoliopsida; Fabales; Fabaceae
Source: RefSeq, a predicted model, not a curated record
UUAGAUUCUCCUUUGUGGUUAUUUAUAACUCAAAAGUCCAAUCCAAGGGAAACUCACCCUAUAUAAAGACCUCAGUGUUAUACUACAUUUGAUCACAAAGAAACAGCCAAGGUUCGAGAGUGAAACCACUCUUUGAAGCUAUGGUAUCCUUUCACAAAGCGCUGGCCGAGAGUACAAGGCCUGAAAUCCAUGAAGAAUUUGAAGCAUCAUCAAAGAAGAGAAAGUGGGAAGAGCCAUUUGCUGAAGAUUUCUUCAAGGAUCAAACAACUCUAGAGAAAAGCAAAUCCGUCUUUGAUAUAGACCUUCACCCUGACACACCUUUUUCUUCGGAUAAAUGGCGUCAAUACCUCUCUAUUCAGUCAGGGCAGAUACAAUUGUGUAACCCAACAACAACAACAGAGGACCCCAAAAGAAACCCCGAGCCACCUAUUUCUAAUCACAUGAGUUUAGACCUUGAGCUGAAUUUGACAUGUGAAUCACUGAGGAAAAAAGAAGAGAAUUCUGGGGGUUUGAGUGAACGUGAUGAUCCGUUUAUUGAAUCAACCAAGUGUAAGAAAGUUUCAGAUGGUAUAAAUAUUCGUUCUCCCUCGUGGUUGUCAUCAUCCGAGGAUGAUUACAAAGAGAUGGUUGCAACAGUUUGCAUGAGAUGCCACAUGUUGGUAAUGCUAUGCAAGUCAUCUCCUUCAUGUCCCAACUGCAAAUUCAUGCACCCUCCAGAUCAGAACCCGUCAAAAUUCUUGAAGAGAAGGUGCAGUCUCCUCUGCUAGUUAUUUAUUAAGAACGUCCAUCGGAUACUAUAUAAAUUUUCACCUUUCACCAACUUACGUUUAUCUAGUUUUCCCUAUGAACAGCCUAAGUUCUUUAUAUAUAGCUCUCAACUUUCAAGUGUAUCUUAAAAAAAACAGCGGGGGUGAUAAUUAAUCUAGCUCUACGUAAUAUGGUACUUAAUUUGAUUGUUAGAUGCGAAUAAAUGAGUACCGUAGAGACCAACCUGGUAUCAUGAUCAUAUAUUAUAUAUUUAUAUGUACAUAGACAUAGUAUUCUCGAUCAUCAAAAUUCUAUCCUCCAUUUGCCAGAA